Messenger RNA from Pestalotiopsis fici W106-1, 1932 nucleotides. RefSeq lists its product as uncharacterized. The coding region runs from base 1 to 1932 and encodes 643 amino acids. The record is from RefSeq and is a predicted model, not a curated record. Lineage: Eukaryota; Fungi; Ascomycota; Sordariomycetes; Amphisphaeriales; Sporocadaceae. The transcript has a single exon.
AUGUUGGACGAUCAACUGCCUCUGACUUGGCUCCCUGCCUCUGUCCCCUUGGCAGCGUGGUAUCAACCACAAACCGUCAACCCUCAUGGCGAUCAGAUCUUCGGCCUGGGUGACAUGACCUUUCUUGCUACCACCAGUGCACCAGAGGUUUCGUGGAACCAAUUCUCAGUGCCUUUUGUCACACCAGCAAUCCACAUUAUUACAAACGAGACAGUAAUCACUGGCGACUUUCUCCAAGAUGAGCUUGCGGCCUAUUUUUCAGAAGAUGAUGUUCUCACAGAUGGGUUUUCUGCAAUGAUUCUCAUGGAAUCAAGUUUGAGCUUUCGUAUGGAUAACUCUGCCGAAACAUAUAUUUCUUCAAUUGAUGCACAGCUACUGUUUGUGCCGACAGACUCGGACAGCCCUGGGUCUUUGGUACCGGGACCUGUUUUGGUUGUGGCUGAUGGCUCUUUAAUCCAUGUUUCCAAGGUCUUUCGACUCUAUCAAGAUAUCUACAGGGAUUUUGUGGACGGCAUUUACAUUUCCAACGGAACCUUUAAGCCUCUUGGUUUCUUUGACCCUGCGUGGUCGAAUCCUUUAGUCCCUGUGCCAUCACGAUUAUACAGCAAAUUCGACCCUCGACCAUUGGCAGGACAGCGUGUUGGCGUAAAGGAUAUUUACGAUAUCGAGGGUCUCGUUACAACCUGUGGAAGUCGAGCAUACACAGCGGUUACGCCACCAUCUAAUACCACGGCGCCAUCUAUACAGCGUUUGAUUGAUCUCGGUGCAGUCAUUGUAGGAAAGCAAAAGACUGCACAGUUUGCCUCUGCAGCACGUGGUUGGGAAUGGACUGAUGCCUAUUUUCCGCAAAACCGUCGCGGUGACGGCCUAUUGAGCUGCUCUGCAUCCUCAUCAGGUGGUGGCUGCUCCAUCGCAGCCUAUGACUGGCUCGACUAUGCCAUUGGCACCGAUACAGGCCAAUCAGUUCGACAGCCAGCAGCCUUUUCGGGUACAUUUGGCAAUCGCCCGUCGCAAGGACUCAUGUCACUUGAGCACGUUAUGCCCAUUUCAUAUGGCACUGACACUGCGGGGUUCUUUUGCCGCGAUCCCAUCAAGUGGGCAGAGGCGGCGAAAUACUGGUACGAUGCAUCUCUCCAACAAGACUCUGCACUCAACGGUCUCAGCGAGUUGGACGUACCGGAUACUGAUGCUUACCCGGUGCAAAUUUUGUACCCUUUGGACCACCUGCCACUCCAGAACCCAGAGGCGGAAAAAGUACUACAAAGCUUUCUUGGUCAAAUCAUUCACGCUUUCAACAUGAGCAUUGCAACGAUCAAUCUCACCCAGACUAUCGAGUCCACUACUGGGAGAGACAUGAAAGAUAUUUUGGCUGAUUUGCGUACGCUUUGGACCCAUGACCAACUAAAAGACGUGGCGGUCCCAUUACUGGAAAAGUACCAUCCGGAAUUCCCGCCACUCGAUCGUCCCCAUCGAACCGACUUUCGUAAUGCAACCUGGAAUGACACCGAGUACGCUGAAGCCAUGCUUCGAAGACGCGAAGAUGCCGACAAAUGGGGGACAAACAUACUCUUUUCAACUCCAGAUUCGUGUUCAGAAUCAGUCAUCAUUUAUGACAUUGGCACAGGCGGACUGCCAUCGUUUCGCGAACUUGACCUGAAUCAUGAUACUGGUGCAGCCUUGCCCGCUGACAGUGGGACAAGAGAAGCUGGCUCCAUUGUGGCAUCAUACUUUGGCCUCGUGGACUUUACUUUACCAAUCGGACAGGUAACAUACUAUAGCCAGGCCACGUAUGAAGAGGUAUUCAUGCCCGUGUCGAUCAACAUGAUUGCGAAAAGAGGCUGCGACAAGGUCAUGUGGAAUUUUGUGCGGCGACUGGCGGAAAAGGGUAUUCUUAGAGCUGUCCAAACGGGCAAACAAGCAUUUCAAGAAUAG